UAGAAAAGUAGGAGGAGCAGACAAAGGAGAAGGAGGGAUGGGGACGCCGCCGUGCUGCAUUCUGGGAAGGGCGCUGCUCCGUCAGCCGCGCAGCCUCCUGGGAGCUGUAGUCGCGACCCUGAGGCAACUGGUGAAUUUUAGAACACCUUGUCAAAUUGCAUGAAACAUUCUAUUGAAAUUUGGAUUAAGAAUGCACUUAAUUUGGGAAGAAAAUAACAUCUUUACAGUAUUAAAUCUUAGCCUUGGCCAGGCACUUUACAUACCUGAUCUAACUUACUCCUUAUAAGCAACGUAAGUUUACACCAUGGAUAGCACAAAGGAAAAGAGUGACUGCACAGAGGAGAAGAAUGACAGUUACAAAGAUGAUAUUCUGCUUAGGAUGGGACUUAAUGAUAAUAAAGCCGGAAUGGAAGGAUUAGACAAAGAAAAAAUUAACAAGAUUAUAAUGGAAGCCACAAAGGGGUCCAGAUUUUAUGGAAAUGAGCUCAAGAAAGAAAAGCAAGUCAACCAACGAAUAGAAAAUAUGAUGCAACAGAAAGCUCAAAUUACCAGCCAACAGCUAAGGAAAGCACAAAUACAGGCUGAUAGAUUUGCAAUGGAGUUGGAACAGAGCCGGGAUCUGAACAAUACCAUAGUGCACAUUGACAUGGAUGCUUUCUAUGCAGCUGUAGAAAUGAGGGACAAUCCAGAAUUGAAGGACAAACCCAUUGCUGUAGGAUCAAUGAGUAUGUUGACUACUUCGAAUUACCAUGCAAGAAGGUUUGGUGUUCGUGCAGCCAUGCCAGGAUUUAUUGCUAAAAGACUCUGCCCACAACUUAUUAUAGUGCCCCCAAACUUUGACAAAUACCGAGCCGUGAGUAGAGAGGUUAAGGAAAUACUUGCUGAUUAUGAUCCCAAUUUUAUGGCUAUGAGUCUUGAUGAAGCCUACUUGAAUAUAACAAAGCACUUAGAGGAAAGACAAAAUUGGCCUGAAGACAAAAGGAAGUAUUUCAUCAAAACAGGAAACUCUCUAGAAAAUGAUAAACCCAGAAAGGAGGUUAAACUGAGUGAGUGUGAACGAUCCAUCUCUCCACUCCUUUUUGAAGAUAGUCCUCCUGAUUUGCAGUCCACAGGAAAUCCUCUCCAAGUGAACUCUGAAGAACCAAAUAAUCCUCAGAUACUCGAAAAUGCAAUUGUUUUUGGAACAUCAGCUGAGGAAGUAGUAAAGGAAAUUCGUUUCAGAAUCGAGCAAAAAACAACACUGACAGCCAGUGCAGGCAUUGCACCAAAUACAAUGUUAGCAAAAGUAUGCAGUGAUAAGAAUAAACCAAAUGGACAAUACCAAAUUCCCCCUAACAGACAAGCUGUGAUGGACUUCAUCAAGGACUUACCCAUUAGAAAGGUUUCUGGAAUAGGAAAAGUUACAGAGAAAAUGUUAAAGGCCCUGGGAAUUAUGACUUGUACAGAACUCUAUGAACAGAGGGCAUUACUCUCUCUCCUUUUCUCUGAAACAUCUUGGCAUUAUUUCCUUCAUAUCUCCCUGGGUCUAGGUUCAACACACCUGGAAAGGGAUGGAGAGAGGAAAAGCAUGAGUGUCGAGAGGACAUUCAGUGAGAUAAGUAAAGCAGAGGAACAGUACAGCUUGUGCCAAGAACUUUGCAGUGAACUUGCUCAAGAUCUGCAGAAAGAAGGACUUAAGGGCAGAACUGUUACCAUUAAGCUAAAGAAUGUGAAUUUUGAAGUAAAAACUCGUGCAUCUACAGUUUCGUCUGUUGUUUCUACUGCAGAAGAAAUAUUUGCUAUCGCUAAAGAAUUGCUAAGAACAGAAAUUGAUGCUGAUUUUCCACAUCCAUUGAGAUUAAGACUUAUGGGUGUGCGGCUAUCUAGUUUUCCCAAUGAAGAAGACAAAAAACACCAACAAAGGAGCAUUAUUGGCUUCUUACAGCCUGGAAACCAAGCCCUAUCAGCCACUGGGUGUAUACUAGAGAAAACUGACAAAGAUCAGUUUCUAAAACCUCUAGAAAUGUCUCAUAAGAAGAGUUUCUUUGAUAAAAAGCGAUCUGAAAGGAAAUGGAGCCACCAAGACACAUUUAAAUUUGAAACUGUAGAUAAACAGAGUUUACAGACAUCACAAUCAUUCCAAGUUUUAAAGAAGAAGAUGAGUAAGAAUUUAGAAACACUGGAGAAUUCAGAUAACUGUCAGAUAUUUACCUGUCCUGUUUGCUUUAAGGAGCAAGGAAGCGUCAGUCUGGAAGCCUUUAAUAAACAUGUAGAUGCAUGUCUUGAUGGACCUUCAGUCAGUGGAAACUCUAAAAUGUCCUCAUGUUCACAUGCUUCCUCUACAGAAGUGAACAAGAUAGAAACUGUACAUGAUUCUGUUUCACUCUGUGAGAAGCAGGAUUAUGAAACCCAUCAGAGGAAUAUAGAGGUCACCCCAGCAGAAUCUGUAGAGUUGGUAGAGACCAUCAGUAACUCACCUAAAACAGAAGAUGUAGAUGCUGAAAGUAAUAAGCACAGCAAAGAGGAAGGUUCUAAUCUUCCAAGCAAAUCGUUUAAUAUUGAAUACUGUGCUCAGAAUUCUUCUUGUACUGUUUCAUUGGAAAAUGAAGAUGUCGGGUCAUUAAGAAGGCAAGAAUCCUCCCAACCUUACUUAUGUGAAGUGACCAGUGACCAAGCUCUAGUUUGUCCUGUUUGUAAUCUAGAACAAAAGACAUCAAAUCUUACCUUGUUCAAUGUGCAUGUGGAUGUUUGCUUAAAUAAAGGCAUUAUCCAGGAACUGAGAAAGGAUAAGAUUAAUCCAGUUAAUCAACCCAAAGAAAGCACCAAAAGUACUGGUAACUCAGGAAAACUACAGAAGAUUGGAACAAAAACAAAAAGGCCAGGACUGAUGACAAAGUACUCGGCAUCAAAGAAAACAAAACCAAACAAUCCCAGACACACCCUUGAUGUAUUUUUCAAAUGAAUGUUGAACAUUCUAUGAUUAAUUUUUGAUUGAAACUUGUUAUUUCAUUAUCAAUGAAUGUAUUCUUCCUCAUUUCAAGUUUACAGAUUCAUUUAGUGAAAGGCAAGUGCAAUAAUCCCUCCCCAAAUGACAUUUCCUUCAUAUGAAUUUGGAAUAUAAACUAAUCUACUUCUGUGUAUUUGUUUGAUAACCAUGAGAAUUUCACUUGUUUGAUACUUCAAUCAGAAAUCAGUCCUCUUAGAGAUAAUUUUAAAAUGAGAAGUUAGGAAUGGGAUCAGGAAGUGAUUUCUUUCUUCAUUAUAUUUUAUAGUGAAUAUAAAAACAUAUUUAUAAGGGGUCUCAGGUUCUAACAAACCUAUUUUAGCGUAAGAAUUUUUCAGCACUUAACUACUUUGUCGGCACUGGGCUGCUAUAUUUGAUCUUAGUAUCUUCUUCAGCUUUGUAUAUUCAUAUUUUAGCUCCUAGUAUCUUCAGAUACCUCAUGAGCAUUCAUAAUUAAUAUUUAUCAUAAGUUCUCUGAAGAACAUUAGUUUAGCAGAACUAGCAUAAGUGGUUUUGUUACCUUCAGGAAAAUAGUGUCAUAAUAUUUUCUGUGUGAAAAGAAUUUUUGUUUAAAAUAUAGUUAUUCACUUGAUUUUUUUACUUUAAAAUCUCUUUAUCUAAUGAAUAAGCACUUGGUUCACUUUUUAAAAGUUUAGCAUAGAUUCAAGGUAAUUAUUUUCUUAUCUGGGACUUUUAAAUGGCAGUAUUUCAUUUCUUGGCAGUUAUAUUUGUACUUUACACACGUCUGUAAAAAAGGAUAAAUUGUACACUCACUUUAUUAUUAUAACCUUCUAGAGAAAAAUAUACAAUUCAAAAUAUUAAUGUGUAUUAAAAUACCUCAUUUAUCUUAGUUAUAUUUCUAUCAUGUUUUUUUUAAUACUCAUGAAAGAAGACAGCUUAACAGUAGUUAGCUUAAGCAGUUACGCCAAAUACUUCUGUGCUAUCAGUAAGACUUUUUAUUAAAAAACAAUUAUUUAAUUGAAACAUGAAGAUGGAAACAUUUUCUGUUACUGCUGUAAGGAACCAAAUCUUUUGUUCUCAUGUAUUUCUUCUUACUUUAUAACUCAUUACAUAAAUUUAUAAAGAAAUAAUAUUUUAGGAAUAGCUUAAAUUAGAAUAUUGUACAACCUUUGGAAAGUGGUAACUGGACUUUAAAUCACUAGAUUGUUUAAAAUUAGGCUUAAUGUUUAUUAGCAUGCCAGUCUUAUGCCUAAUUUAUUAUAUGCCAAGGCAAAUACCCACUUGUAGAGCUAUGGUUCUUGAUUGUAUGAUUUACUUUUAUAGAUUCUGUACAAAAUUAAGUUCAAUGAAACACUGAUUUAGUGUAUUGAAAAGUGGAUAGCACCAUAUUUCAUUUUUUUCUAUCUUGUUUCAAGUUUAUUUUUAUUGUGUUUUCAACAUUAGAGUAAAUACUAAAUUAUUUUCAUUUAGAUGUUUCAUUAAUUGAAUGUUAUCAUUUAGUAAUGUUUAAUAAAAAUUUAAAAUGAAA
Vicugna pacos (alpaca) is the source of this 4472-nucleotide messenger RNA. RefSeq names its product DNA polymerase kappa (gene POLK). The record is from RefSeq and is a predicted model, not a curated record. Gene Ontology annotation, cellular component: nucleus. Gene Ontology annotation, molecular function: DNA-directed DNA polymerase activity; damaged DNA binding. Gene Ontology annotation, biological process: error-prone translesion synthesis. Lineage: Eukaryota; Metazoa; Chordata; Mammalia; Artiodactyla; Camelidae.